This is a messenger RNA of Periconia digitata, 324 nucleotides long. Lineage: Eukaryota; Fungi; Ascomycota; Dothideomycetes; Pleosporales; Periconiaceae. The record is from the annotation of a GenBank genome assembly.
AUGCAUGCACAGUGGAUCAGAAUCUCUCUCUCCGUCUCUCUCUCGCUCUCUCGUUUUCCCAAUCUUUCAACGCUCCUCCUCGUAAUCUGCGCUCGCUCGCUCGCGCGUACAGAGACACAAUCUUGCCCAACAUUUCCAAUCUCAAGUAGGGUGUCGAGGCCAAGGAUUCCUCCAAAUGCAUGUACGCUGUCCCUUCGUGUUCCCCGUCUCUUGCUGAUGCCCCAACGUCAUCACGACCAUCUCCCCCCGCGCCUGUCGUCUCCGUCCAAGCAAUCAAGCCAAUCAGCCGUCCGCAGAAAAGACCGCCAUGGAGCUGGCAGGUAG